AUGCUGAAAGCCUCCUCCCUCAACGUUACACUAACCUAUGAUCUCCCUCCUCCUCUCAGAGUCAUCAAUGAGAAGGUCGUCGGCAUCGAUUUGGGAACCACCAACUCCGCCGUGGCUGCCAUGGAAGGAGGCAAGUCCACCAUCAUCACUAACGCCGAGGGUCAGAGGACUACCCCUUCCGUCGUUGCCUACACCAAGUCCGGUGACAGGCUGGUUGGCCAGAUUGCGAAGCGGCAGGCGGUGGUAAACCCGGAGAACACCUUCUUCUCCGUUAAGAGGUUUAUCGGAAGGAAGAUGUCGGAGGUAGACGAAGAGUCCAAGCAGUUCUCCUGCAAAGUCAUUAGGGAUGAGAACGGCAAUGUCAAACUUGACUGCCCCGUCAUCGGCAAGCAGUUCGCCACCGAAGAGAUUUCCUCUCAGGUUUUGAGGAAGCUUGUGGAUGAUGCUUCAAAGUUUUUGAAUGACAAAGUAACAAAGGUUGUGGUCACUGUGCCUGCUUACUUCAACUAUUCUCAAAGGACUGCUACAAAGGAUGCUGGUCGGAUUGCUGGUUUGGAAGUUCUUUGUAGCAUAAAUGAACCAACUGCUGCCUCCCUUACCUAUGGAUUUGAAAAGAAGAAUAAUGAAACAAUCCUUGUGUUUGACCUUGGCGGUGGUACUUUUGAUGUCUCGGUGCUUGAGGUUAGUGAUGGAGUGUUUGAAGUGUUGUCUACUUCUGGAGAUACACACCUGGGUGGUGAUGACUUUGAUAAGAGAAUUGUCGAUUGGCUGACUGGAAACUUCAAGAGGGAUGAAGGUAUUGAUCUUUUGAAAAAUAAACAGGCUCUUCAGCACCUUACCGAGACAGCUGAAAAGGUAAAAAUGGAGCUCUCGUCAUUGACCCAAACAAACAUUAGGUAUUUUACUUCUUCUCGCAACAGUCUCUAGCCAAGCUAAUAGUUUUUUGAAUGUGCUUUCCUUGCUUUGUGAAAACUCCUGAGAUAUUGAUUUUUAUGUUUUCAGUUUGUCGUUCAUAACCGCGACAGCAGAUGGCCCCAAGCAUAUUGAGACAACCCUUACAAGGGCUAAAUUUGAAGAAUUAUGUUUAGAUCUUCU
Arachis ipaensis is the source of this 1095-nucleotide messenger RNA. The record is from RefSeq and is a predicted model, not a curated record. NCBI's taxonomy places the organism in Eukaryota, Viridiplantae, Streptophyta, Magnoliopsida, Fabales, Fabaceae.